Crotalus tigris (Tiger rattlesnake) is the source of this 3205-nucleotide messenger RNA. RefSeq names its product fukutin related protein (gene FKRP). Gene Ontology annotation, cellular component: Golgi apparatus. The coding region runs from base 352 to 1863 and encodes 503 amino acids. NCBI's taxonomy places the organism in Eukaryota, Metazoa, Chordata, Lepidosauria, Squamata, Viperidae. The record is from RefSeq and is a predicted model, not a curated record. The transcript is spliced from 2 exons. Gene Ontology annotation, biological process: protein O-linked glycosylation via mannose.
CGCGCGGAGGAGGCGGGACCAGCGGCUGCUAUGGCGACCGGCGCAUGCCUGCCGGCCUGUCUGCCUGCCGCGGUCGGCCCGCUAGGGGGCGCUGCCGCGAGGGAAGCCCGCGCAAAGGAUCACGGGGAGCGGCCCGUGCUGACGGUUGGUGGGGUGGGGGCGGCGGGAAACACAUCCCCGUCCUGACGUUACGCGGACCCGCGUGUCCCAGGAGCGAGUUUUCUCCCCCGCGAAGAGGCGUUAUGGUCCUGGGCGACGCAGGAACCAGCCUUGGAUGGACAAGUCUGGAGUUGCAGGACCCUAUGUGGGCCAGAGGCCGAGACCCCUCGGCAGCUGUCCGCACCUGGCAAGAUGCGUGUCACCUUCUGCCAGGGCGUCUUGGCUGCCGCCAUCGCCAUUAACCUGCUGAUCCUCUACUACAUCUCCAGGCUGCAACAGCACGUCCUUCAGCGGCAUAGGGUCCAUGCCCAGCCCAGCUCCCCGCAGCACCUUGGGCCCCUCCGCCCCGGUGUGACCAUCCUCAUCCGAGACUUCGAAGACUUCGAGAACUACGUCCCCAGCGUGGUGCGGUCUUUCCUGAAGCAGCAUCCGGAACUGCCCGUCUUGGUGGUGGCCGACAGCUGGCCCUACCCUCCCUUGCUUCUCCCCAAGGUGCCCAACGUCCAGCUGGUCAUCCUCAAGCCUUCCCCGGCUCAGCCGGCCUAUGUGUCCAGGCCGGAGACCUACGUGAGGACCGAGUAUGUGGCCUUGGUCCCUGACGGGGUGAGAGUGGAUUCCGCCUCUCAACUGGAGGAGCUGCUGGAGGAACUCAAGAGCAGCGGAGGGAAAGUAGAGAUGGUGGCAGCUCCAGUCCACUCCCUGCUGCCCUUCCGGUGCCUCCACCUCAAGGUCAGCCUCAGGGAAUGGACAGCGGAGUACAGCGAGACGCCCCCGGCCUCUAAGCUCUGCACCGCCUUGAAGGGGACCGCCGUGGUGGUCCUCCCCACCAAGAGCCUCUUCAACCUUUCCAUGCCUUUGACCAAGCCCUUACUGACCUCCCUCUUCAUCCAGAGCUCCCUGCGUGGGUGGGCCGUCCGGGUGCUGGACCGCCCCUUCUCUUUGCUCCACCAGCCCUUGCUCACCUCCUCCCACAACCAGUGGAAGGCCGACAACCUGGCCAAGGCCAAUCAGCUGCAGCUCUUCCGGGAUUUUGGCAUCAAGCAGGUGAUUCUGGAAGACGGCAAGCAGCAGUGGUUCGGCUGCAGCAAGGAGACGCCGCGGUGUUUCGGCACCAUUCAGGAUGACACGCCGGAAUACCUCUACCAGAACCGCUGGACGCCGCCCUGCUGCCUCAAAGCCCUGAGGGAAACUGCCAAAUACGUGGUCAACGUCUUGGAAGUCUCGGGGGUGCGGUACUGGCUGGAGGGGGGCUCGCUCCUGGGGGCAGCCCGCCACCAGGACAUCAUCCCUUGGGAUUACGACGUGGACCUGGGCAUCUACCUGGAGGACAUUCCCAAUUGCGAAUUGCUCCGGGGUGCCGAAUCAGGCUCCAUUGUGGACGAGAAGGGCUUCGUUUGGGAAAAGGCCAUCGAGGGCGACUUCUACCGGGUGCAGUACAGCGAGCACAACCAUCUGCACGUGGACCUGUGGCCCUUCUACCCCAAGGACGGCCUGAUGACCAAGGACGCCUGGAUGGACCAUCGGCAAGACGUGGAGUUCCCCGAGCACUUUUUAAAGCCCUUGGUGCCCAUCGAGUUUGCCGGCUUCGUUGCUUUGGCGCCCAACAAUUACCGCAGCUUCCUGGAGCUCAAGUUUGGGGAAGGGGUGAUUGAAAACCCAGAAUACCCAAACCCAGCCCUGAAGAGCAUGAAUGCGGGGAGGUGAGGGGACACCCACCCGGGGCCCAGCUGCGAAGGGAGAGAUCUUGAGGUCUCCAGAAGAAACGAAAACCUUCCCUUUGAUGUGAAUCGGGGAGCUGAGCCAUUGCUGCACAUGGGGUGGGGGGUCGGGGGAUGGCCCAGCCUCUGUUCAGAACUCAGGGAGAUGCUUGCAAGGCUGAAAGGAGUCAGAGCAGGGGCAGGGGGCCGUUGGUCCUGCAUUUUCUUCCCAGAAACUAUCUAACCCAGCGUUCUUUAUCUUCAGCAGCUGGCACUCAGAGGGAGACUGCCUCUGCACUCGGCUGCGAUUGUUGCAUUUGAAAAAAACGAACACCAGAGAGGGCAGCUGUCUCUUAAAAUAGGGCCGUGGGCUGGGUCACCAGCCGAGGAAAGAAGGGGGGGAGGAUGACAGCUGUUCAUUUUGGCAAGGGGCGUCUGACACGGGCUGACUUUCACAAGAUGACCUGAAGGAUCAAAGGGGAUCCUUGUGCGAGAACUGAAAAAAAUACAAUACACAGAUAUACAAGCACGCACAUACACACCCCGGUUCCUGAGGGGUGUGAUUCCGGAACAACUUGCCCACAGCCAGCUUGCCGUGGCCAACUCAUCACGGGGCAAUUUAACAAUUCAAUUUAAUUACUUAAAAUUAAUUUUAAAAAAUAUUUUAAUUUCUGUCCUUCACGCUUCCUUUCUCUCUCUCCAUUCGCAAAAAUGAUUUUGUUCCACCAUGUCUUUGAUAUUAGUGUAACUCUUGCCCUGCAGUCAGUUGCCCCUUGGCAAGUUGGCUGUGGCAAAUGCUCAUAGACAGCCCCUCCCCCCUUCAGCUCCCCGGCGGUCCUGGGAAUGUCAAAGAAGGGACCUGCACCCUGUUUUCCCUGGUUGGCGGCCUUGAGGGCAGGCAGCAGCUUUGUCCCAGGGCUCAGAACACAAAUGAAAGGCCUCGCCUUGCAAUUGCAUCCUUUGAAGCUAGGCAGGUGGACUGAGGAACGCAGCCUCCAGUGGAUGGAGGUUCCCCAGACCCUUUGAGGAAGGGGGCGUAUGGGCCAGGGGUGCAAAGACAUCUUGAAUGAAUAGAGACAGAGUUGUGCCUCUGGCGAACAAGCAUUUUUUUUUUAAGAGUAAAAGAACUGAGUUUCCUCUUCUGCUCUCCUCCCAACCCCCAACCCCCCAAAUUGGUUGUUGUCAUAUUUGGGCUUAUUCCACAGCCCAAAAAUUCCCCCACUUUAUCUUGCUAACAGAUAGUAAUUGACAAGCAUUAGGAGUCAGGCUUGGCAUGGCGAUUGCUUUGGACGGUUCGUAUCCUGGUUUUAAAACAGUAAAAAAUAAAAUUAACGUGCCCCUAGCUUGCA